GGCGACGACGACGACUAAAUUGGUAGCAUCAACGCAACCACAGGCAGUGAGAACCGCAUUCCAUACACCCCGGCGUCCGCCAGAACGACCCACAUUUUCCCCCAAGUCAAAAGCUGCAUCCAGAGAGGAUUUUUGCAGCGCCACACACGGGUUUUCUCGGCGUCAGCACUGUAUUAAGCCGUUCGCAACCCACCACAUCUUGAAAACACCGUAUUCCCGUUAUCAUUGCCCAUCUCAACGCCUCAAACGCGUACACCACUAACGCCGAGCACAUCCUCUGUACACACGGACCUCGCACCUCCACCGCGAGCGACCACGCCGGUUACACGUACAACUAUGGACCCCCAACAACAAGCCGACAACGACGCCCUCGCCUCUGCCGUCGCUGCCUCCGCCCACCAACUCGGGUUAGGUCCUCUUCACGGCCACGACCACUCUGACGAUGGCCACCAUCAGCCUCACCACUUCCACCAUGCCCUCCAGCAGCCUGACUUUAGCCAAGGACACCAUCACAAGGACGGAGAAGGCCAUCAUGACCAGGGGAUGGAUGUGCAUGCGCUUGAUAUCCCGACAGUCGACGAGAGUCACCACCAUGUGAUGGAGCAUCACCAGUCUGAGCUGGAUCUGGGUCUUGGGAGUAUCGGUACACCCGGUGAGAUGCAAGGCUUUGACACUGGAGAGAUGGACCAGACACCCGCAGAGGUGUACUCUGGCAGACCACCUAGUAUCCGAAAAGCUUGUGAUCUGUGCCACGCAGCCAAACAAAAGUGUUCUGGCGACCGUCCCUCUUGUACCCGCUGUGCUGCGGGUGGUUGGCCAUGCAACUAUGCUCCCCGUCAACGUCGUCGUACCGUCCCCAAAGAACAGAAGCACCAGCAGCAUCACGCUUCACACCAUACCCAUCAUGCGCUUGACAUGCACCACCACCAUGCUCAUGCGAUGCAGUUACAAUCUGGCGCAAAGAAACGGAAGCUCGCUAGAGAAGCUUUGGCUGGAUUUGGAUCAGAAGCUAUUGACAUGAAGAUGGCAAUGGGUAUGGCUAUGGACAUGGGUUUGACUGGGGAGGAGGAAGGAGAGGAAAUGCAAAACAUGUCUGAUGAGCAGAUGCUUGAAUCUAUUGCCAUUGACGGUUACCUUUCCGACCUGCCGCUCGCCUCUUUCGUCCACAACCUUCCAUUCACUUCUACUCCUGCUCAAGAACCCGUCUUCAACGCCGACGACUUCCCUUCUUCGUCAGAUAACCCCUUCCCCAGCGCAGACAUGGACCAACAUACCACCUCCGCCCUCCGUGAUGCAAUUUUCUCUCUCAACGAGUCUGGUAAUGCUGGACAAGAAGCUGAAGGUGGAGGUGAGCAUGGAGAUGGUGAAGGAGGCGAAGAAGGUCAGAUGGACCCGCAUCUCGCAUUGCUUGAUUUGUCGAAUAUGAACAAUGAAGCCGACGGCGAAGGUUCUGAUCCUACUGGCGGUCUCAACCUCGGCGACUUCACUCAUCCUCACACUCCUACCCAAUCACAAGGAUGCAACCACCGCCAACUCGUCCCCCAUAUCCUUGCACUUCUCGCAUCCCACACCCUCGAUCCCAAGCCCGGAUCGAACACCCCUCUGACCCUUGCCGUCUUUGCUCCUCUUGCUCGAUCAUUGCGACUGUUCCAUUCCCUCACUACUUGCCAGUCAUGCAUGUCGUCACCGCGAGAAACAUUACCUCAACUCGCCCUGCUCUCACGUACCACCACCAUUCUCACCUUCCCUUUCCCACCUAUCAACUCUUCCUCCGUCGGCUCGUCAGCGCAGAUCACCAUUCACGGCGCACGGAUAUCCGGUACCGGUCUUUCAGAGGCAAUUGAACAACAUAUCGUCGGCGUUGUUUGGGAUUCGUGGAGAGCAAGUGUGAGAGAGGUGUUUGCUGCGAUGGAUAAGAAGGCGCAGGAAGUUAUCACUGCUAGCGGAUUGGCUGCCGCUGCCGCGGGUAAUCAAGAAGGAGGGCCAGUACCACAAGUUAGUAGUUUGGAAAAGCAGAGGGCGGGCCUGGUAUUCCAGGCGGUAUCGAGGUUGGUCACCGCGAUGGAUGAGGUUGAGGGGAACUAGAAAAAAAGUCCACAAGGAGGUGGCGGAAGUUUUUGCAAAAAAGUGUGUAACAGUAGUCAAGGUUUCAAAUGGUUAUAGUGUUGUGCUUAGGUUUUUCUGUUCAUGUGCCCGAUGCCGUAGAUGCAUUAAUACAGAAAUCAAGUAUCAUCACUACCAAGCCUCAGGGCAGCAGAUCAUUACUAUAUCUCAUAUAACUUAUUACGAUGGAUAACCCAACAACUGCGGAACAGAGUACAUUUCAGCUUCCUUUUUUCCCUCCCUUCGUCAUGAGAGAAAGACGCAAGAGGAUCAGGGCCAGGAUGGAGUGUCUGUGCAUGUGGAGAGACGGAAGAAGUAUGAGAGAGUGGGAGGGCUCCUUAGUUUACGGGAGCUGCACAACAUAAAUAGACAUGUAC
Messenger RNA from Cryptococcus deneoformans JEC21, 2480 nucleotides. RefSeq lists its product as hypothetical. The transcript is spliced from 3 exons. The coding region runs from base 337 to 2085 and encodes 582 amino acids. Gene Ontology annotation, biological process: positive regulation of transcription by RNA polymerase II. Gene Ontology annotation, molecular function: DNA-binding transcription factor activity, RNA polymerase II-specific; zinc ion binding; sequence-specific DNA binding. Lineage: Eukaryota; Fungi; Basidiomycota; Tremellomycetes; Tremellales; Cryptococcaceae. The record is from RefSeq and is a predicted model, not a curated record. Gene Ontology annotation, cellular component: nucleus.